AGUUGCCUUUUCGGGCCUCGGCUUCACGACCUUCUACUUGGCGGGCAAGCUGCACUGCUUCACUGAGAGUGGGCGGGGGAAGAGCUGGCGGCUCUGUGCUGCCAUCUUGCCCUUGUACUGUGCCAUGAUGAUCGCCCUGUCCCGCAUGUGCGACUACAAGCAUCACUGGCAAGAUUCCUUUGUUGGUGGAGUCAUUGGCCUCAUUUUUGCAUACAUUUGCUACAGACAGCACUACCCUCCUCUGGCCAACACAGCUUGUCAUAAACCGUACGUCAGUCUCCGAGUCCCAACCUCGCUGAAGAAAGAGGAGAGGCCCACAGCCGAUAGCACACCCAGCUCGCCUCUGGAGGGGAUCACCGAGGGUCCCGUAUGACUAGUGUCCUGGGAGAAUGGACGCUGAGCCCCAGGCACACUCUUCCACCCUGACAUCAUAACACAAUAGAAAAGGUUUUCUGUAGUGUGUUUCUCAUCAGUUGUUUCUCCAAGUUAUCCUUCUGCUUCAUUUCGCUGGUGGCGUUCCUGCUACUUUAGAUGUCUACUUACGACAUUUUCCAAUUUGCAAGGGAAAGGCACCAGGAACGAUCUCUGAGGGACGUGGGGGAGGACACUGCCAGGGUGGUCUGGGGUAGCUCGGCUGAUUCCUCUAUCUGGAAUGUUUGCUGUAACAGCCACCUUCCUAUGUUUUCAUGGUUGUGAAACAUAAUAAAACCUCCCACCUGGAAGGCUUGGUGUUGCCGCCAA
Galeopterus variegatus (Sunda flying lemur) is the source of this 741-nucleotide messenger RNA. RefSeq names its product phosphatidic acid phosphatase type 2 domain containing 1A (gene PLPP4). The record is from RefSeq and is a predicted model, not a curated record. Bases 125 to 373 code for a protein of 82 amino acids. Gene Ontology annotation, biological process: phospholipid metabolic process. NCBI's taxonomy places the organism in Eukaryota, Metazoa, Chordata, Mammalia, Dermoptera, Cynocephalidae. The transcript has 2 exons. Gene Ontology annotation, molecular function: phosphatidate phosphatase activity.